Molecule: messenger RNA, 5183 nt
Organism: Ochotona princeps (American pika)
Lineage: Eukaryota; Metazoa; Chordata; Mammalia; Lagomorpha; Ochotonidae
Product: ATP-binding cassette sub-family C member 2-like
Exons: 28
Coding region: 63-3962 (1299 amino acids)
Biological process (GO): transmembrane transport
Cellular component (GO): membrane
Molecular function (GO): ATP binding; ABC-type transporter activity; ATP hydrolysis activity
Source: RefSeq, a predicted model, not a curated record
AAAGUGACUGUACCUAGCAGCAGCUCUCUCUUGUCCUAGCCUUUUCUGGAGCCCAGCAGAACAUGUUUUCCAGCCUGCUGAGGUGGGGCUCCCGUCGCUUCUAUCAGCGGGUGCCGGUGGGACUGAAUACUCAGAAAGAAAAUCCAGAGAAAACUGCUUCACUUUUCAGUAGGCUGACAUACUCCUGGUUUACCAGAAUAAUUACCUUAGGCUAUAAAAAACCUUUGGAAAGAGAAGAUCUUGUUGAACUAAAUGAGAGUGAUUCCUCUUACACUGUGUGUCCCAUCUUUGAAAAACAAUGGAAGAAGGAGGUUUUUAGACAUCAAGAAAGGCAAAAAGGAUGGGGAUCUUUUCACAAAGAGACACAUGCCAAGAAGCCAUCUCUACUUCAUGCUUUGUGGAACACCUUUAAGUCUGUCUUGAUUCAAGUUGCUUUAUUCAAAGUGUUUGCUGAUAUUUUGUCCUUCACCAGCCCACUUGUAAUGAAGCAAAUGAUCAUUUUCUGUGAACAGAGCUCAGAAUCUGGCUGGAGUGGAUAUGGUUAUGCAGUGGCACUUUUUGUUGUAGUGUUUUUGCAAAGUCUGAUUCUUCAGCAAUAUCAGCGUUUUAACUUGCUCACCUCUGCAAAAAUAAGAACAGCUGUAAUUGGAUUGAUCUACAAAAAGGCCCUUGUUUUAUCAAACGCUUCUCGGCAAAAAAACUCCACAGGGGAAAUUAUUAACUUAAUGUCAUCAGAUGCCCAGCAGCUCAUGGAUUUCACAGCUAGCUUCAAUCUCCUUUGGUCAGCUCCAUUUCAAAUCCUGCUGACCAUAUUACUACUCUGGCAGGAGCUGGGUCCAGCAGUGUUAGCAGGCAUGGCAAUCCUGGUGCUUGUUAUACCAAUAAAUGUUUUCGUGGCUAUUAGAAUAAAAAAGCUAAAGAAAAGCCAAACGAAGAACAAAGAUAAACAGAUAAAACUACUCAAAGAAAUCUUUCAUGGAAUUAAGAUCUUGAAACUUUAUGCGUGGGAACCUGCCUACAGAAAAAAGGUUGUAGAAAUUCGAGAUGAUGAACUGAAGUUUCAAAAAUCAACUAGGUAUCUUGCUGUGUUUACUAUGCUGGCAUUAACUUUCAUGCCCUUCUUGGUAUCUCUGUCUACCUUUGGUAUCUAUUUCUUACUGGAUGAAGGAAACAUUUUAACAGCCACUAAAGUGUUCACAUCUGUGUCUUUGUUUAAUAUUUUGAGGAUUCCUCUGUUUGAUUUGCCAGAAGUAAUUUCGGCUGUGGUCCAGACUAAGAUAUCAUUGGGUCGGUUGGAAGACUUUCUCAACACUGAGGAGUUUCUUCCUCAGAAUAUUGAAACAAGCUAUGCAGGAGACUAUGCCAUUGGAUUCACAAAUGCAUCCUUCUCUUGGGAUAACACAGGGAUUCCAGUAUUAAAACAUUUGAAUAUGAAGAUUCCAGAGGGAGCUUUGGUGGCUGUGGUCGGGCAGGUUGGGUCUGGAAAGUCUUCUGUGCUUUCUGCCAUUCUAGGGGAAAUGGAGAAACUUACAGGAGUCGUCCAAAGAAAGGGCUCUGUGGCUUAUGUUUCCCAGCAGGCAUGGAUUCAGAAUUGCAUUUUGCAAGAAAACAUCCUCUUUGGCUCCACAAUGCAGAAGCAAUUUUACGAGCAAAUUUUGGAAGCCUGUGCUCUCCUUCCUGAUUUGGAGCAGUUACCAAAUGGAGAUCAAACUGAAGUUGGAGAAAGAGGUGUAACUCUCAGUGGAGGCCAGAAGCAGCGAGUCAGUCUGGCUAGAGCUGUUUAUAGCAGGGCUGAUGUCUAUCUCCUGGACGAUCCCUUGUCUGCUGUGGAUGUUUACGUCGGAAAGCAGCUCUUUGAAAACGUGAUAGGAUCUUCAGGCCUGCUGAGAAACAAGACUCGUAUUUUAGUGACACACAACCUCACACUUUUGCCUCAGAUGGAUCUUAUUGUUGUCUUGGAAAAUGGCCAAAUUACACAAAUGGGAACAUACCAGGAGCUGCUAUCUAAAAAUACAAUUAAUCUGCUCCAGGUCUGCAGCGAAGAAAAUGCACACACUUUAAGGCAAAUUGAUGUAAUCGACUGCAAGACUAUACCAAAAGAUCAAGAUCUGGAGCACAAUUGUAGACCCUCAUUGGAUCAAAGGAAACAGUUCUCAAUGAAAAAAGAAAAGAUCCCUGUUGGCGGUGUGAAGCUUUCCAUCAUUCUCAAGUACCUGCAAGCCUUUGGCUGGCUCUGGGUAUGGCUGAUGGUGGUCAUUCUCUUAGGAAAGCAUCUGAUGGGCAUUGGACAGAAUCUAUGGCUUAGUGCCUGGGCAAAGGAAGCAAAGCACGUGAAUGACGCUACGGAAUGGAAGAAAAUUAGAAACAAAAACCUUAAUAUCUAUGGAGUAUUGGGAUUGAUACAAGGUCUUUUUGUCUGCUCUGGAGCCUACGUUCUCAGCGAAGGAUCGUUGGCUGCCUCAAGAACCUUGUAUUCUCAGCUGUUGAAUAAUGUGCUGCAUCUCCCACUCCAGUUUUUUGAAACCAACCCCAUAGGCCAGAUCAUUAGUCGAUUCACCAAGGAUAUAUUUAUAAUUGAUGUGCGUUUCCAUUACUACUUACGGACCUGGUUGGACUGUACACUGGAUGUGAUUGGAACAGUUUUGGUCAUUGUGGGAGCCUUGCCACUCUUCAUAGUGGCUGUUAUUCCAAUAAUUAUCUUCUAUUUCACCAUACAAAGAUACUAUGUGGCAAGUUCACGACAAAUUCGAAGACUGGCAGGAGCAUCUCGCUCACCUGUCAUUUCCCAUUUUGGUGAGACCUUAUCAGGCGUGUCUACCAUCAGAGCAUUCGGACAUGAACAGAGAUUCAUCCAGCAAAACAAAGAGGUGGUGAAUGAGAACUUGGUCUGUUUCUACAAUAACAUAAUUGCCAACAGGUGGCUGGCUGUUAGACUUGAAUUUCUUGGAAAUUUAAUGGUGUUCUUUGCUGCACUGCUUGCUAUGCUGGCUGACAAUUCCAUAGAUUCAGCAAUAGUUGGUUUAUCUAUCUCCUAUGCUCUAAAUAUUACUCACUCACUGAACUUUUGGGUAAGGAAAGCAUGUGAAAUCGAAACCAAUGCAGUCUCCAUUGAAAGAGUUUGUGAAUACGCAAAUAUCGAGAAAGAGGCCCCUUGGAUUAUGCCUAAAAGGCCUCCAUUACAAUGGCCCAGUAAAGGAGUAGUGGAAUUUGUAAAUUAUCAGGCUCGGUAUCGAGAUGAUCUUGGUUUAGCACUGCACGACAUCACGUUCCAGACUCAGGCGGAGGAGAAGAUUGGAAUUGUGGGAAGGACUGGAGCAGGCAAGUCAACCCUGUCAAACUGCUUAUUUAGAAUCCUGGAGCCAGCAGGAGGCAAAAUUUUCAUUGAUGGUAUUGACAUAUCAACUAUUGGACUUCAUGAUCUUCGUGGAAAACUUAACAUAAUUCCACAGGAUCCUAUGUUAUUUUCUGGAACCCUUCAGAUGAACCUGGAUCCUCUGGACAAGUGUUCUGACAGAGAACUGUGGGAAGCCCUGGAGCUGUGUCACCUAAAGCAGUUUGUGCAGUCUCUCCCUGAGAAGCUGCUCCACGAGAUUUCAGAAGGUGGUGACAACCUCAGCGUUGGGCAGCGGCAACUCAUCUGCCUUGCUCGUGCUUUGCUUCGUAAAACAAAAAUUCUCAUCUUGGAUGAGGCAACGGCCUCCAUUGAUUUUGAAACGGACAACUUGGUACAGAGCACCAUCAGGAAAGAGUUUUCCGACUGUACUAUCCUGACGGUUGCUCACAGGCUCCACUCUGUCAUUGAUUCAGACAGGGUGCUUGUUCUUGAUUCUGGGAGGAUUGUGGAAUUUGGAACACCAGAGAAUUUGAUACGUCAGAAGGGACUGUUCUUUGCAAUGACAACAAAAGCUGGAAUAACACAAGAUUCAGAGACAAAAAAUUCAAUUACUUUAACCUUAUGUUGAUUACAUACACACACACACACACACACACACACACACACACACACACAAAUACCUAAGUGAAAUAACAUUAAAAAAAAGAAGAAGAAAAAGAAGAAUAACAAUGAUAACAGAGAAAAGCAGAGACCUGACUCUGGCCGGCCCACAAAACAAUAAUCUCCCUCAUUUGUAACCCUCCCAGGUCAUCAUCAGAUUUCUUUCCUGCACUCAUACAGGGCUUCAGCCACGACCCAAAGUGCCCCAUGCCACCCUUCAAGAUUGUAAUUUAGUUCAUGAGUCACGUCUUCAGUGAAGAAUCCCCAGGUUCCUUCCCUCCCCAGCCCCUGCUCCUGUACUGUGCUCUUAUUAGCCUCGCCUGUGUACUGUUAUCAUGACAGGACCAUACUGGUUUCAUUCUUUGUGUCUGUUCUCUCCCUAGCCCUGCUCCCAAAAGAGCAACUUGAAGACAGUGUCCAGUUUUAAUUGUUUUGUGUUUGAGGUGCCUAUCACAGUGCUUUUCACACUGUUGACACCCAACUCAUGUUUAUAGAAUGAUGACCAUACACAGUGUGAUGUAAGCACAUAUAUGCACACAUGAUAUGUGUUGAGUCUGUACAGUUUAUGAAAUAAUACAGGAAUCCUAAAAAGGGUAUUACGCAGCUGCUUUUUUCAAAAGGGAAUCUUUAUAGUAAGGUCUAUUUUAUUUUAAAAUAAUGGUUUACAAUAUUUUUAGCAUUUGCCUUUGUGGUUUUAAAAAAAGCCACAGUAUUUUCUAUACAACAUUGAUUGUUGGCCGGAUCCACCUUAGUCAGAUAUAUGUUAGAUUGCAUAUCUUUAUGAAAACAUUGUUGAUUUUUUGUAGUAGUUUAUUUGGAAAGGCUUUUUCAUGUUACAGUUUUAAAUAAUAAAAGCAAUAUUAUGCCUACAAACAGCCUUGAAAUUUGAAGUGUUCAGGCUUCAAAGAUACAUUCAUUGUCAUAUAAUUUUAAUAAAAUAUUUUAAGAUGUUUGUUAGAACCCAUCGAUCAUUUCCUUUACCUUCCUUUUCUACUUUCUGUGCAAUCUUACUUAACUGCCUGCAGGUGUUUGUGAAAAGUUAUCUUAGCCAUAAAUCUUCAUACAGUUGUCCCUCAGAAUCUACAGGGUUUGGAUCCAGGAGCCUUGAGGAUAUCCAUAGCCACAGAUGCUCAAUGCCUUGUACAAACUGCUGGAGUCUUCCCACAUGACUUUAACUUAUGUCUUGUUC